GGUAGGGGCCACGUUGUGUUACCACCGGUGAUACAUCGGGAUACUCAUGAUUAAGGGUAGGUUACAAUUUUUAGGCAAAAAUAGCUCCGUUUUAAGACGUUUCCCAUUGACAAAGUGGGGGUGCAUGGGCUCUGGUUCAUUUCAAACUUUCUAUGACAAGAUUAAGGAGGAAACACAGAAUAGUAAUGAGGGACUGGGCGCUAUGUUUGCGGGCCUCCCACGGAGCCAAACACCACAAGAAGUGCCUGAAAGACUUAAUGAAUGCAGUCAAGAAGCUGUAAAUACGGCAGAAGAAAUUCACUUCGGAUUCUUAAUCUUUAUUAUUUCCAUGAUGAUAGCCGUAGCGCUUUACGCGGACCCCUAUCGGCAGGACCAAUACACGCGUCCAUACAAUCAAGACAUGGUUCGUAUUACGUACAUAGGUGAGAGAAAUGAAAAAUAGAUCCAACCAUUCAGAGGCUCUCUAUUCUUAGCGAACUGUCAAUCUCAAGUAGUUGUCAUGUAUGUACAACAGCACAAUAAUUGUUGUCUAGUCACGGUACCACUUUUAUAUUUAUCACUGAAACCGUGUUGUUACAAUGACUUUAUCCCCUUUUGUGUGCAUGUAAAGGCCUGAUAGCUUAAGUUGUACAAAAUAGGUACACCAAUAAAAACAUAUACUCAAAUUUUGUGGGAAAAGAUUCUGAAUCCAAGUCCAAAUUAUGGCGAAGGAAACCGCGAAGAAAAACUGGCGACGUAAUGAGGUGCGUAUGAAGGUCUUCACGCUCAUCACAGUGGCUGUCAAUUUGCUCUAUACGGGCUUAAUUAUAUACCGUAGGGGAGGGUUGCCUUCCAUUUCUGAUUUGGUGGCCAUCGUAUUCUGGGCAGGACAGGAGUAUGCAGCUCUAAGUCUCAUUAAGGGAUUCGCUAAGCCAUCUUUUGACUCAAAUGGAGUGCUUCUUAGCUGCCCUGACGUGUCUGACCCUAAGGAAUUAGGUUAUUAUAGCUUUAUUCAGGAUCUGCUUUGGGUUUGCUGGGCGGUCCAGACGUUCUGCAAUAUCCAUACUGCCUUCUUCGUAUUUUACCUUCCUGUUCCGGCUACGAUUAUCUACAAAGGUUGGACCGUUGCACGCCCUUUUCUAAAAAACAUGUUGGGUAUCGAAAGUGGUGACACCACGCACGACACAGCGGAUGGUAACCAACCCCCACGCAAUCGUCAGGAGCGACGCCGCGCCGAGUUAGAGCAACGAAAAGCUCGACGAUCUUAACCAUUUUAAAUAUCUUUACGAAUGACGAACAAAUAGGUUGAGCAAACAUCGCUAAGCUCCUCACAUGUUGUAUCUCUUUUGAUGUUUGCCCUUUAAGUUAUAAUUA
Molecule: messenger RNA, 1353 nt
Organism: Phytomonas sp. EM1
Lineage: Eukaryota; Euglenozoa; Kinetoplastea; Trypanosomatida; Trypanosomatidae
Source: the annotation of a GenBank genome assembly